CGCUGAGGAGCACAAAGCGGCGCCGGCCGGCAGCGCCUGCGCGGGGCGGGCCGGGCGCUGAGGGCAGCGGGCGCGGAGCGGGGCCCGCCGGGCAGUGCCGGGCACUGCCGCUGUCAGCGCCGGCGCUCGCAGCGGGCUGCGCCCUCCUCCCUGCCUGCCCCGCCGCGUUCGCUUUGCUUCUACGCUCUUAUUUUUAAUUACUAUUAUUUUUAAUUUUUUUUUUUUUUUUUUUUAAACUUGGAAGAGCCCUUGGGAAGCGCCCGCACGGCUCCCCCGCCGCCUCGCAGCGCGUUCCCCUCGCGUUCCCUGGGCUGUCGGAGCCCGCUCCCCCUUCCCGACCCGCUCCAGGCUGGGCCUCUGCUGGCGUUUGGAAGCCGGGAGCUCCUCGGCACCGUCUGCCUCCCCCUCCCGGAGCCGCUCCUCUCCGCCAGCCCGAUAAAUGCUGUUUAUGAGGAUGGACCUGUUGAAUUACCAGUACUUGGACAAGAUGAACAACAAUAUCGGCAUCCUGUGCUACGAAGGUGAAGCGGCGCUGAGAGGGGAGCCCCGAAUGCAGCCCCUGCAAUCCCCCGCGCUCAGCAACCACCGCACGGGCCCGCCGCCCAUCAGCCCCAGCAAGAGGAAGCUCAGCAUGGACCAAGGGGACGAGGAGCUGGACUGUGAAAACGACCACGUCUCCAAAAUGAGCCGCAUGUUCAACCCGCAUCUAACCAAGACUGCCAACGGGGAUUACCGGAAGGAGCACCGGGAGCGGAGCCGCAGCCCCAUCGAGCGCGCGGCUGCCCCCACCAUGAGCCUCCACGCCAACCACAUGUACGCCUCCAUCCCCAGCCUGAGCAUGGAGCAGCCCCUAGCACUGACCAAAAACAGCGUGGAUGCAGCCAGGACAGUCGGCAUCUCCCCCAGCCUGAGCAGCGUGGAGCGGCAGCAGAACCGUCCCUCUGUGAUCACCUGUGCUUCUGCCAACAACCGCAACUGCAACCUGUCCCACUGCCCCAUCGCCCACAGCGCCUGCUCGGGGGCUGCCUACAGGAGACCCUCCAGCUCCACCGCUGCGUGUGACCCGGUGGUGGAGGAGCACUUCCGCAGGAGCCUGGGCAAGAACUACAAGGAGCCCGAGCCGGUGGCGAACUCGGUGUCCAUCACGGGCUCUGUGGAUGACCACUUUGCCAAAGCACUGGGGGACACGUGGCUGCAGAUCAAGGCUGCCAAGGACGGCGUGGGCAGCAGCCCCGAGUCGGCGUCGCGGCGGGGCCAGGCGUCCCCUUCCUCCCACAUGGUCAGCCACAAUCACUCGCCCUCCGUGGCCUCCUGAGGACCGCACCCUUCCCGGCGGCAAUUUGCAUGGUUUGACUGAGCUUGGAACAAGUGCUUAAAUAGUGCUGGGGGAGAGGAGGUUAGUUUUCAACACACGGUUUUGUGUACUCACUUCGUUGGUUUUUGUUUUUUUUGUUGUUGUUGCAAAAGGGUGCCCUUAAAGACGAUAGCAGGAACUAUUUCAUAAAGAUUCAUACGAUGUAGCAUCCUUUUUUUUUUCCUGCCUCAAUUACCAAAGAAACCUCUGAUGCAAAUCUGCUGCCCCUUAAAAAAAUAAUGCACGCUAAUCCACAAAAGCCAUUACACUUAGUUGGUUGACCCAAGUGCUUUUUUGCUUUUCUUAGCUUCUCAAGACUAGAAUUUGUCUGGUUUGCUUACAUUGCUUUUUUUUUUUUUUUUUCCCUCUGUGAAGUAAUUUUGUAUGUAUAUACUUGAAAAGAACUGUCAUGUAUGAUUUGCACUAUUGGAGGAGGACUGAAGUUGCACAGCAACUUUCUGGAAGAGGCUAAUAUUUUGAGGGCAAACUGCUGAAAAAAGGGUUUAAGGAUGACAUUUCUAUCAGUUUGAUUUUUCUUAGAGCAAAACAGCUUUGGAAGGGGAAGUCUCAUACAGGUUAUAGGUCUUUCUCUCUUUAGAUUUCAGGUGCUUAGUGCUUGCAACUGGACUGCAUAAUUUACAGAACACGGGCAUUUUUUCCUAAACACUGCAGUUUGUUAGAGUAGAGCUGAGGUUGGAGGGUUCCAUAGUGCUUAACGAUGCAUGUUUUAUGAAAAAUAGCUGGUAUCUAUUAAUGUAUAGACAGUAAGAAUCAUAAUACUUAUUAGCUUCUCUUCAGAAUUAGUUUAUUUUUGUCAGUAACAACCCUAGAUAUACUUACUGCUGGUACAGUUGUACUCUAUGAUAUUUGUAUUUGCUAUUCACUUUAGUGGCGGCAGCACCGAGGGCAGCUCAGGACAGGCCUGGUGCAGCACUGCUGCUUCACAGGGAUCUGCUUCCCAAUCCCCAGUCUGUGUAAUCCACCCUGAACUAGCUGCAGGAACUGCUACCCUUACGGAUCUUGGCUGGACAACAGAUUGUUACAGUUUGUGAAAGACGAUCUUUCCCUUUGUUUAUUUUGUUUUUGGUCUUUUUUUAAGCCAAUCCAUCAGCCUACGCCAAGUCGCAGCAUACAUUCCUCCAGUAGAUUUUAUACAGGUAUUACUGCAUUUAUUAUCAUUUGCUAUAUUAAUAGCUACUAAUUAGAAACUAGGCAGUAGAGGCAGGCAUAAAACCACAGCUGUGCUAGUGCUAAGAGCUUCUCUUCUUCUUGUUCAGUGUAACUACUCUCCCCAGUACAUUCCAUCUUCCCAGGACAGUUGCAGCCAGGGCUUGGUUUCUGUACCUGAAGGGAUGGGCUCAGUGUAGGAAGUGAGCUCUGGUUGGAAGAUGAACUCCCAAGUGAUGUAUUAUGGACUAUGUUACAGUAUUGGGUCCAUUGUGGCUUCUAUUUUAUGCUUUUUGUUAUUUUUUUUUAAAGUUAAGCUAUUUAAUUUGGAAAAGGUGCAGGGUAGAAAGAGAUCGGGAGAUUGGCUCUUACUCUUGGUGAGAAGGUGGCUGCUCAGUUUUCUUUAAAAAAAUGCAAAAAAAACCCACAAAAAAACCAACCCAACACCUAAGCCCCCCAGUUUUACACAUUUCACUACCAUCUUAC
Molecule: messenger RNA, 3007 nt
Organism: Poecile atricapillus (Black-capped chickadee)
Lineage: Eukaryota; Metazoa; Chordata; Aves; Passeriformes; Paridae
Gene: VGLL4
Product: vestigial like family member 4
Exons: 5
Coding region: 440-1315 (291 amino acids)
Biological process (GO): negative regulation of DNA-templated transcription
Molecular function (GO): transcription coactivator binding
Source: RefSeq, a predicted model, not a curated record